CCAAGUUGUUAGUUGCCGAGUUGAACUUGGAACUGUUGCAAUAAUUAAUUCUAGAGGAAUUCUCUAUGGGAAUCGUAUGCAUUAGGAAUUCUAAGAUAUAGGCCCAAUUAUUUGGUCUGUACGGCGUCUAGCUCUAUUAAUGCGGCACGUUCCCGUUUUCGCUGUUUUUAGAACGUAGUGCCAAUUAAUUAGCCUAGGCUACUUUCAAUUUUGUUAUACAGAAAGCGAAAGUAGAAUUGCUCAGAUCGAACGAUUCACUUCGUCGACGCAUUGCUGUACAGGAUGUCGGUGACGUUCUUUGGCUGGGACGUGGUGUACGAUGACGGAUCCCUGGUGUCAGAACUGGGGGCGGAGCAGGAGCCUCAAAAGGGGGAUGCUUACACUAUGUACCAUGGCACCAAUGUCCAGACUGCUCGGCUCAUCAUCACCAAUGGCUUCCGCCAGUCCCCUGAUGGCAUGCUGGGCCCCGGUGUGUACGUGAGCCGCAACCAGCAGAAAGCACAGCGCUACCCGCUAAAAGCCCCCCCCUCCGACCGUGUGGUGCUGCAGCUGCGUGUUAAUACUGGCCGCGUGAAACGCAUCGACAAAGACAACCACCCUAUGCAGAAGAGCUGGAACGCAGCAGGGUACGACACCGCGUGGGUUCCCCCCAACUGUGGCAUGCACUCCGUGCCCAGCGGCCUGGAGGAGGACUGUGUGUUUGACCCCCAGCGUGUUGUGGUCACUAGCAUCGCCAAGGCGCCCAACCCCACCAUCCUGGCUGAGCUAACGCAGCUGGUAUCACAGAAGCGGGCUGGGACUGGAAGGGGUGGAGACAUGAAGGUUGCGGUGGCUGGGGGUGUGUGUACCCUGUGCAGGAGGAAAACCACACCAGAUCACACACAUACGCUGCACCCGUGCUGGGGCUGCGGACAGAACAUCUGCACCCUCAUGACCAAACACACCUGCUCUGCCAGUGCCUGACGGGGGGGGGGGGGGGUUAGAAGACAAGGGGUAGCAUUGAUCAGCAAUUUUUCAUAGGGCAGUGAUGUGUCAUGGUCUAAUAGUCUUCGGUGGUGUGUUAUUGCAUACACGUAUCUCAGGGACCUAAUAUUUUUUAUCCUGUAAAAUAUAUGAUGUACAUCAUGUGGCCAGAAUGUAUCUCCUGAACAAACCUUUUAUCUCCACAUGUAGGCUUAUGUUGCAUGUGGAUGAUUAUGGUGUGCUAUUUUGGUGCACAAUGAUGUGCCAGAGGGGAUCAAUGAAGACACAUAGCAUGUUCUUGUACUGUACCAGUCAAAAGUUUGGACACACCUACUCAUUCAAGGGUUUUUCUUUAUUUUUACUAUUUUCUACAUUGCAGAAUAAUAGUGAAGAGUGUUAAAUCAAAAUAUAGUUUCAUGAAAUUCUUCAAAGUAGCUACCAUUUGCCUUGAUGACAGCUUUGCACAUUCUUGGCAUUCUCUCAACCAGCUUGAUGAGGUAGUCACCUGGAAUGCAUUUCAAUUAACAGGUGUGCCUUGUUAAAAGUUA
Messenger RNA from Salmo salar (Atlantic salmon), 1511 nucleotides. It is a transcript of the gene gig2p, whose product is annotated as grass carp reovirus (GCRV)-induced gene 2p. Gene Ontology annotation, cellular component: cytoplasm. Lineage: Eukaryota; Metazoa; Chordata; Actinopteri; Salmoniformes; Salmonidae. The record is from RefSeq and is a predicted model, not a curated record.